CCCACUUUCCAGAAUCUUUAAGAGUCAAAAUGACUACCGUCCCGGCUCUCAAUGCCUACCGACACCUGAUGCGCGCGGCGCGUAUUGCUUUCCAAGGGGACGCUCCUAUCCUGUCUGCAGCUCAGCUCCAGAUCCGUAACGAGUUCCGUCAAAAGGCUACGAUCGAUGCGUCUGAUGCUCCUGCAGCGAUCAAGCACGCCGAAGAAGUUGCAAAGGUUCUCCGCCAGAAUGUCGUUCAGGGCCGAAGAAUAGAGGAUGGCAAAGAUUCUUACAAGCUGCGAAUACACGAAGACAUUGAGCGAGGCGACAACGAAUCUAUUAAGACGGCUGGCAAAGGAUCAAUGGGGGGAGGUUGCUGCGGUGGUGGUAAACAAUAAGAGGAAACUCUUAGUCUCAUUGUACAAUUUGUAACAUUACUGUAAUGAUACCCUGAGGAAUAAGUGAACCAAAAUAAUGACCAGUCUUAUAUUUUUCCUCCCAUCUAUCCCUACGUCGAGCAUUUCCCAACCGCCAUGAUCAAUUAUCCUUUUCGCUAAAGACCGCCUUACCAUGAUGCCCUUUUCCGGACGCCAAACUCCAAAAGCAUGACAGACUAUCUACCUUCUGAUCAACAUAAAAAAAAGUCAUGACAUCGUCUAGUCUCCGGAAAGAGCAGCGUAGGCAGGGGUAUCAGAAGCUCCAGGAGGUGCUGCCACAGGGGCAGGGAGAGCCGCAGGCCGGUUAGUAGACUCGCCAGUGCCCUCCGCUGCUCGUGAGCCUUGACCUUGAGAACCUCCCUGGCGCUGUCUGGCGUCACGCAGCAUCUGACUUCUUUGGUCUUUAUCCAUAGUACCAAUUGCCUUCGGUUGUCCCCAUCGAACCCGCAGCGGACAUCCAGCAAUCACAGCUCGACCCUGACAUGCCUCCGCGGCUUUCUCGGCCGCCUCUCGAGUUUCGUAGUUGACAAAGGCACAAUGUGACAUGUGUGAGCAGACUAAGCUCUUGAUCUUGCCGUGUGCCUUGAAGAAAUCCCUAAGCUUGUACUCGGGUAGGUCGUCCUCGAUACCAGUCACAAAAAGCGACAUAAUACUCUUGUCGGCGGGAGGUUGCCAGUCGCGUGGACUCGGAGGCAACUGGGCAGCACUUGGGAACACCUGGCGACCCUUACCACCGGGUUUAGCUCCCGCUGCUGCGGCAGCCUUGGAAUCUCGCGUUCGAAUAGGGCCAGGUCCGCCGAGGCCAGCGCCAACAGCUGCGCUUCCGCUCUUAGAGCUUUCACCCUCCUCAAUAGUCCU
Messenger RNA from Fusarium graminearum PH-1, 1274 nucleotides. RefSeq lists its product as uncharacterized. Gene Ontology annotation, biological process: mitochondrial respiratory chain complex III assembly. Bases 30 to 377 code for a protein of 115 amino acids. The record is from RefSeq and is a predicted model, not a curated record. NCBI's taxonomy places the organism in Eukaryota, Fungi, Ascomycota, Sordariomycetes, Hypocreales, Nectriaceae. The transcript is spliced from 3 exons.